CAACACUUCUCUCACUGACAGACGUCUGAAGGAACAGAAACACUUGUGGAGACAUGACCAAAGAGACUGAGACUCUGGGUUUGGUCUAUCAGAGUGAGAGCUUCAACUACAACCGUUACUUCAGCGUGGACGCGAUGGACUCGUGGCCGUACGUGAACAGUCCGGCGCUGGAGCAGAACCACGCCAAACCCCGACUGCAGCCGGGGGACGACAUCACGGCGAUAACGAUGCUCUACGAACAGUGCAAGAGCCAGAAAGAACAGAAAAUGACCACGAACCGGCUCAGCGUUUGCAAACCCAGCGAAAGAACACCUUUCGCCAAAAACGGGCUGGACGCGUCUUCCACGAUGUUGAAAAUGCUGUCGGACGCCGUUCCCGCCGGUUACUCCCAGGACAUGCUGUGCUCCAAACCCAUGUCCGCGCCGCACACCGCCGCCGCCGCCGACACCUACACCACGCUCACCAGCGUCAUGGCCGACACCUACGACAAACACGAGCUCAACAACAUCUUCGACUCGCUGCUGCAGCGGUGGCCCGAGAACUCCGCCUUCCCCGACCCCAGCCCCGAGCCUCUUCCGUACCCCGACCCGUUCCCGGAGGAGCAGUCCAGUCCGGUUUACUCCGGCUCCUACAUGGGUUCGCCGCGGGAACAUUUCCGGAGCGAGUUCCAGUUUUCUCUGGGGGCUCCUGCCGCGGCGCCGUACAAAUCCAGCGAACUCCCCAUGGUUUACCUGAACAAAGGCCAGUUCUACCCCGUCACGCUGCACGGAGUCGACCGCGCCUCCGGGAUCACCGCCUCCAAAGUCAAGACCGUGGUGAUGGCCGUGUUCGAAAACGACAAAACGCCCGAGAUGCAGCUGAAGUUCUGGAAUCACUGGCACGCGCGACAGCCCACGAUCCGGCAGAGGGUGAUCGAUAUCGCCGAUUACAAAGAGGUUUUCAACAGCAUCAGUAAUGUGGAGGAGGUGGCCUUCAACGCUCUGUCCUUCGUGUGGAACCCAAACGAGGAAGCCAAGGUUUACAUCGGCAUCAACUCCCUCAGCACGGACUUCUCGUCGCAGAAAGGCGUCAAAGGCCAACCUCUGAAUCUGCAGAUCGACACUUACGACUUCAGCUCGGGGACGAACCGCCUGAUCCACCGCGCCGCCUGCCAAGUCAAAAUCUUCUGCGAUAAGGGCGCAGAGAGAAAGAUGAGAGACGAGGAACGGAAGAGGUCCAAGAGGAGGGGCAAGAGCGUCGACGCCAACGCAAACAAGAGCCAAACGAGCGGCUCCGGCGAGUGCACGUUCUUCCAGAGCGUCGAGGAUCAUGUGACGGUUCCGGUCCUGUUCAUCCCGGAGACGCACCUCUCCAGCAUGCGAGGAUCUGCCACUCCUCUGGAAGAAAGCGAAAGGGGAACUCUGAAGAGGCUUUACCCAGAUCGAGAAGAAAGCAGCUCCCCUCCGAGCAAACUCCCCCGACAAGAAGAUCCACAGCGAGUUCUUCUCUACAUAAGGACAAACACCGAGGAGAUCUUCGACGCGCUCAUGCUCAGCGCCCCGACCCUGGCCGGACUCAAAGAAGCUCUUUCACAGAAGUACGGCAUGCAAGCGGACACCAUUGGGAAAAUCUUCAAGAAGUGCAAACGGGGUAUUUUUGUGAACAUGGACGACACCAUCGUGGAACACUACACCAACCAGUCUGCGUUCCUGGUGGAGAUGUCGGAGGCGGCGGGGCAGAUCCAGCUCACUCUGGUGGAAGUAUGAGAACGACCGACGCUUUUGGUCGCCGUGAAGAACCGACCAAUCACAGCCGCCACGCGUCAAAAGCACUGUCCAAUCAGAGACUCUCGAAGCUGUGAAGAGCCGCGCGCACAAAAACGCAAG
Molecule: messenger RNA, 1865 nt
Organism: Boleophthalmus pectinirostris (great blue-spotted mudskipper)
Lineage: Eukaryota; Metazoa; Chordata; Actinopteri; Gobiiformes; Gobiidae
Gene: grhl3
Product: grainyhead-like transcription factor 3
Exons: 15
Coding region: 54-1745 (563 amino acids)
Biological process (GO): regulation of transcription by RNA polymerase II
Cellular component (GO): nucleus
Molecular function (GO): DNA-binding transcription activator activity, RNA polymerase II-specific; RNA polymerase II cis-regulatory region sequence-specific DNA binding
Source: RefSeq, a predicted model, not a curated record